Molecule: messenger RNA, 1191 nt
Organism: Brassica oleracea var. oleracea
Lineage: Eukaryota; Viridiplantae; Streptophyta; Magnoliopsida; Brassicales; Brassicaceae
Product: glutathione S-transferase T3-like
Exons: 2
Coding region: 1-1191 (396 amino acids)
Source: RefSeq, a predicted model, not a curated record
AUGGAAGCAAGAAAGCCAAUUGUUUGUGGCCUCUCAGCAAGAGGAAUCAUCCCACCUCUCCAACCAGAAGUUACGGAUGAUGAAGUAGAAGUGGUGGAGAUAUCAAACGAAGAAGAAGAAGAUGUAGUGGAGUUAUCAUGCGAAGAUUACAUGAAGAAUAUGGGAUAUUUGAUUAGGGUGGAGGAAUCAGAAGCUGACAUUGAACCUGAGUUCAGAAGAAUGCUGCACAGGAUGCAAGAGGAAGAGAAGAAGCUGAGACAGGGUAUCAAGGUAGAAGAAGGACAAUCCCCUAAGAGUACGAAGAGGAAGAGAAGAAGUCAACAACCAAUCACUCAAAACCCUUAUCAGCCUGUCCCUCGUGAGCCAACUGUUGAAGUCUCUGCGUCGGAUGCCUUUAUGUUCGGUUCACAAUGGGCCGAAGAUGGCAACGAAGAUGCAGAGAUCUUGUCUGACCGUAAAGAGAGAAGAAAAUGGUCACCAACAGAAGAUGGGGUGCUGAUAAGUGCUUGGCUGAACACCUCGAAAGACCCAGUGGUUGGAAAUGAGCAGAAAGCAGUUGCGUUUUGGAAACGCAUUGCUGCUUAUUUUGCUGCGAGUCCAAAGCUGGAUGGCGCGCAAAAGAGAGAGCCAACCCACUAUAAAGCGAGAUGGAUUAAGAUUAAUGAGGGCGUGUGUAAGUUUGUUGGGUGUUAUGAAGCGGCAAUGAAGCAGAGAUCGAGUGGACAGAACGAGGAUGACGUUUUGAAGUUGGCUCACAUGAUUUUCUUCAAUGAUCACAAGGCCAAGUUCACACUAGAGCAUGCCUGGUUAGAGCUACGCUAUGAUCAGAAAUGGAUUGCAUCGUCUGCUACCAAGGAUAAAGUUCAGUCAAAAAGAAGGAAGUUGGAUGACCAGUCAUCAACCUCAGUGCCUGUAAGCCACGAAGAGGAAGAAGCCAUGGCUCGGCCAGAAAGUGUCAAAGCAGCAAAGGCAAAAGGAAAGAAGCCACUGAGGAAGCAAGCGACUUUGGAAGCGGAAGAGAUGGAGAAGAUGGAGUUUCAAAGCUUUUGGGAGAUUAGGCAGAAAGAUUUUGCUUUGAAGGCAACUCUUAACAAACAAAAAUUGCUUGAGAGCCUAGUUGCCAAGUCUGAGCCAUUAAGUGAACUCGAAAUGCAAUUAAAAAAUAAGCUUAUUACUGAUCUGUUAGCUUGA